UUAGUAGCUCACCUCGGCGAAACGAGCACCAUUUCCGCACUGGAGCUUCGUGGUGAAAUAUUUUUACUGCAGCGCUAGCUGUAGUUUCUUCAGUUUUUCAUGCUACAGCCAGUACAGGCAGCUUGUAGACGAGUUGUUGUUGGCAGCGAGGUGGUGUUACAGUUAGUUUAGCCGUCUGCUGCUUCGUGUCGAAGUUUGUUUGGUUGCAGGCUGUGUAAGAAUCUGUUUGUUGGCCAAAGGGUUUCAUCGAAGUUUCCUUGUGGCUCGGAGGCUCCAUUCGACUGCUCUAUACCGUCACGACGUCGAGAACUGCUACAGCCUAUCCGCCUACGACGUUCGAAGUCGUGUCCAGGAUUCAAGCAAACCGUGACUCCUGGCUGCAGCCUGCAGGAGCGCUCGUCGCUGGACGUUCAUCGUCCCCGUUUGUCAUGGUGUUCCAGUGAUUCUGGAUGGUGACCGACGUCCGUGACUGUUUCUUUUGUCGCAGUCAUGGCUGCAGCAGAGAACCACGCGGUCAACACAUGGCCAUGGUCAAGCCAGAUGUUCCGCAAGUGGAUCCCACGCCUCCAAACAGCGCUCAGCUGCGAUGCAAUUCGUGUUGAAUGCUGUGCCAAGCGGUUGAUCUCCGAUGCGCAGAAGAAGGAAUUGAUGGCGAUAAAAGAUUCGGCCAAACACAAUGACCGACUGCUAGAUAUGCUGAGCAGGGGUACAGCUGAGACUUUCCACACCUUCUGUAGUAUUGUGCGUAGCACCGAACCUGAAGAAAACUUUUCAAAGUUCCUAGAUGACAUGCAGUCAGUGGAUACCUUUGUUGGAGGCAAUGAAGAUGCAGCAAAUAGAGUAACUCGACGUCAACCAGCCCGGUUCACCGGGAACCCACCACCUUCACCCAGCCAAGCAACUCGGUCUCCGCCAGCCAUAGCACCCAAACCAAAGCCUGCUGUUAAACACCGGGCUACUCACGCAUCUCCCCCCAAGCCCACCGGCAUCUCUGCAAUGAUAGCGGCCUUCAAUUCAGCCGGCCAGGAACAGAAACUGGCUGGAACUCAACCUUCAAAACCUAGUCUAGCCCCCCAGCCUCCUACUCGCCCAAAGCCCGCCACUCCCCACAACACAGCAAGAACAGUGGAAACUAAGGAUCCCACUACGGUUCACAGAGUGCAGCCGGUAGUGACUUCUGAUCCUGUGUCUCCUUCACGACCACCGCUCUGUGACCACACACGACUAGCCGCUGGCGGUAACCAAUCAAUGGGCACUCAGGCAGCGACAUCUGCCCUAGCUGAUCCCAAGCCCUCUCCGAAACCUAGACAAGCUGCUCUUUUCAGGUCUGCUAGUGUCUCUACACUAGCAUCUGGUUUUGAAUCGGAUAGGUACGAAGCAGUCAGACUGCCCUCGGAUCAAGCCCCAAAGCCCAAACCGCGCCAAAUAGCCAUCACUGGUGCCAGGGCAGCUAGCUUGGCCAGGAGCCCAGCCAUAGCUGUGCAGCAAGUCCAGCGGUCAGCACUGCCAACAGAGGGCUUAGCUGCCAAGCCCAUUGCCCUGCCUACGACUGGAGGCUUGUCGAUCGCCAAGAAUGCAACAGGAGAUUCAGCUACGCCUCCGCAGCCCAACUCUCUGGGUCAAGCAGGCAACACAGGUCCAUGGUCAGGCCAGGUGUUCCGGAAGUGGAUCCCACACCUCAAAGCAGCGCUCAGCUGUGGCACAAUCCGCACGGAAUGCCUUGCCGAAGGGCUGCUCACCGAUCCGCAGAAGAAGGAAUUGAUGGGAGUAGAAGAUGAUUCUGCCAAACACAAUGACCGACUGCUAGAUAUGCUGAGCAGGGGUACAGCUGAGACUUUCCACACCUUCUGUAGUAUUGUGCGUAGCACCGAACCUGAAGCAAACUUUUCAAAGUUCCUAGAUGACAUGCAGUCAGUGGAUACCUUUGUUGCAGGCAAUGAAGAUGCAGCAAAUAGAGUAACUCGACGUCAACCAGCCCGGUUCACCGGGAACCCACCACCUUCACCCAGCCAAGCAACUCGGUCUCCGCCAGCCAUAGCACCCAAACCAAAGCCUGCUGUUAAACACCGGGCUACUCACGCAUCUCCCCCCAAGCCCACCGGCAUCUCUGCAAUGAUAGCGGCCUUCAAUUCAGCCGGCCAGGAACAGAAACUGGCUGGAACUCAACCUUCAAAACCUAGUCUAGCCCCCCAGCCUCCUACUCGCCCAAAGCCCGCCACUCCCCACAACACAGCAAGAACAGUGGAAACUAAGGAUCCCACUACGGUUCACAGAGUGCAGCCGGUAGUGACUUCUGAUCCUGUGUCUCCUUCACGACCACCGCUCUGUGACCACACACGACUAGCCGCUGGCGGUAACCAAUCAAUGGGCACUCAGGCAGCGACAUCUGCCCUAGCUGAUCCCAAGCCCUCUCCGAAACCUAGACAAGCUGCUCCUUUCAGGUCUGCUAGUGUCUCUACACUAGCAUCUGGCUUUGAAUCGGAUAGGUACGAAGCAGUCAGACUGCCCUCGGAUCAAGCCCCAAAGCCCAAACCGCGCCAAAUAGCCAUCACUGGUGCCAGGGCAGCUAGCUUGGCCAGGAGCCCAGCCAUAGCUGUGCAGCAAGUCCAGCGGUCAGCACUGCCAACAGAGGGCUUAGCUGCCAAGCCCAUUGCCCUGCCUACUACUGGAGGCUUGUCGAUCGCCAAGAAUGCAACAGGAGAUUCAGCUACGCCUCCGCAGCCCAACUCUCUGGGUCAAGCAGGCAACACAGGUCCAUGGUCAGGCCAGGUGUUCCGGAAGUGGAUCCCACACCUCAAAGCAGCGCUCAGCUGUGGCACAAUCCGCACGGAAUGCCUUGCCGAAGGGCUGCUCACCGAUCCGCAGAAGAAGGAAUUGAUGGGAGUAGAAGAUGAUUCUGCCAAACACAAUGACCGACUGCUAGAUAUGCUGAGCAGGGGUACAGCUGAGACUUUCCACACCUUCUGUAGUAUUGUGCGUAGCACCGAACCUGAAGCAAACUUUUCAAAGUUCCUAGAUGACAUGCAGUCAGUGGAUACCUUUGUUGCAGUUUCGCCAGAGUGCAAGAAAGACUGCAAUAAAGUAGUAGACCUGAUGAAAGAGUUCUCAGCACCGGAACGUCAACGGGUGGUCCACACUGCCAAGAAUGUGGCACGAAUGCGCACGUCGCAGACCGUCCUCGACAAGGGAAAGAAACCCAUUCACGUACCACAGCCAACUUCACCUAAGAGCGUAGACCUGCUGAGGAUGCAGAACAUGGAAGAUGAAAAACGGCAAGCGGCAUUGACUGAAAUCGACCACUUGGUGUCCAACACUAUCAUCAUUGAUGACACGAAGGACUGUGCAGAUGAGGCAGAGAAGUACCAGGGUCACGUGACACGGGCGGACGGCCAAGUUGAAAAAUCGCCAGCUGAUAUACAUAGAGAGUUAAGCAAGCACCCUUGUUUCAUCAGCAUGGGCACUGGAUCUGCCAGGGAUGACCGCAGCAUUUCAGAGACCAAGCAGUACUUGAAGGAUACUGGCUUCAUCGACGAGAACACGGUCAUCACAGAGAUCACUGAAUAUGAACUAGUCCCUGUGACUAGGCUGGCCAUUCGUGACAGCAAACGACUGAAGUUUAAAGAUCAGAGGUCGUCUAUAGUGAAGUUCAUCAUCGAAUGUGAAUAUAAUCACACGGCCCCGAGUUUCAUUAAAAGUGUCAUUCGUAAUCUCCGCAAUCUCCUUGGCGAUUGGAGCAUCCACGCCGACAGCGUGCACGGCGAGAGCGGAGGCACAGCAGUGUUUGUACAGAUGUCUGCCAGGGCUCAUACCAGGCUCUGGGAGUUCUGUAAGGAUCGAUCUAGCCUGCUCGCUGGUCUGCACGUUCUCGAAGUGUCAACUGUGGACGGAGCAGUAGUCUUCAAUUUUCGUCCCACGACAUGCAGUGGCGAAGGUAUUACUCCUGAUGACCAAAAGCGCUUGGUUGAAGAGUUCUCCAAGAGAUAUCCAUCCUUGGACCGAGAUGAGCUGUCUGUCGCUGUGGCUGACCAACAGAACGUUCAGCAUGCAGUGAUUGCACUGACCAAGCUCGUCUUCGAUGAUGACGGAGCAUGCUUGAAUGCACUGCCUGAGAUUCCUCGUCGUGUGGCGGCAAGAACGGCAACUUCUACCCCUGCUCACGUUGUUCAUCCUGAAGAGGCCAUUUCAACCCGUGUCUCGGCCAAUCCUGGACGUGCAGUAGAAAUCCAGGGAGCUGACAAUGAGCUGUCUCUCCGGCCGCAAUUUAAGUCCCAGUGGUAUUUCCGUGGCCGUGUACCUUCUAACUGGACCAUGUUUCGUCGUUGUACCAUGUACAAUGGGCAUGUUUACAUUGUGUGCCAGGAGGAGGAGGAAGUACCAGUGAUCUACCGGUCUACUCAUUCUCUCAAGGAAAGUAUUCAGCUUACAUGGACAAGAGUAAUCGGCAUUGACAGCCCACUCUUUUGGGCAUGCAGGAGAUUUUGCCUUCAUAAUGAAAAAUUGUACUUUGCAAGUCUUAGUUAUAGGGACAGGAACCUGGAUAUCCCCUAUAUCUAUGUUUUUGAUCUACAGGGAAACUGUUGUACUAGAGAAAUACAAUGUGAUUUUAUCUCAGUACCAGCUACGGGUACGGAUACAUCUUGGACGCAUUUUGGGGAUGUAUUCGUAACCCAGUCAGCGCUUCUAAUAGUAUGCUUAUGGCGCAAUCAUUUCUUAGAAGUUUUUUCAUUAGAUACCAGACAUGAUGGUGCAGCAUGGGCAAAAUUGGAUCUGCUCAGCUUGCCGGAGCCGCCGGACAGCAUCUGCAGCACUGACGAUACUCUGUUUGUGAUACCAAGGAGAGACCUCAAUGAUGUGCAUUUGUCAACGCAUUUGUCAAUCAUGAAGUUGGAUGUAAGUGAGGAAAGUCUGAGAAUGCCAUCAUGGCUCGAGAUCAAAGUGGACAUGAUGACUCUUGAUGUAGAUGUAUUCAGUUGUGUUGUAUCAGCUGCUGUGGGUAACAGUAUAAUCAUGCCCGUGUACUGUAUGGGUGAUGAUUUUAAAACUGUCAAUGCUUUCAUGUGUGUUGAUUGCAGUACGUGUAUAGGCCGUUGUUCUGUCUUUCCGCCGCGAUCCAGUAAAUCCUUUUCACCGCAGUUGAUGGUGGAUGGCGAUACGCUUAUUGCACUCCAUUCUGAUCACUCAGUGUCUACUCUUCAGCUACCUGACCAUUUGUAGACACCAGUGAUCGAUCGGCUUCUACAUGCAUGUAUGCCAAGGCGGUGUACAGUGUAGAUAUUCUGCUGCGGCUAGGUCAUGUGAUGGACAACUGGUGCACACUGUGUGUUUUUUUGUGAUGCUGAGUUUUUUUGUUUGCACAUGCAUACCCUGUUCUGCUGGGGACCCAUAUGCAUGAUGUGUUUGGUGUCCAGUUCUUUCAGGCCAUCAUUCUACAUAGGCACUGUCCUGAAAUGCUUAUUGUCUAUGUACAUAUUAUACAUUAGGUUGGAGGCAUAUUAUAA
Messenger RNA from Sycon ciliatum, 5498 nucleotides. RefSeq lists its product as uncharacterized. The transcript is spliced from 15 exons. NCBI's taxonomy places the organism in Eukaryota, Metazoa, Porifera, Calcarea, Leucosolenida, Sycettidae. Bases 490 to 5214 code for a protein of 1574 amino acids. The record is from RefSeq and is a predicted model, not a curated record.